This is a messenger RNA of Paramisgurnus dabryanus, 1744 nucleotides long. NCBI's taxonomy places the organism in Eukaryota, Metazoa, Chordata, Actinopteri, Cypriniformes, Cobitidae. The record is from RefSeq and is a predicted model, not a curated record.
AUCUCGUCUCCAAAAGGUCUCUUUGCUAUAGUUGCGAUUUUAGACAUGGGUCUGUUUACUCUCAUGGUGACUUUUCUCUGCACCAUCGUGCUGCCGGUUUUACUCUUUCUCGCCGCUGUUAAAUUAUGGGAGAUGUUCAUGAUUCGGCGUGUAGAUCCGAACUGUGCUAGUCCGUUGCCACCGGGCACAAUGGGUUUACCCUUCAUUGGAGAAACUCUCCAGCUCAUCCUCCAGAGAAGGAAAUUCCUAAGGAUGAAACGCCAGAAAUACGGAUGCAUCUACAAAACGCAUCUCUUCGGCAACCCGACUGUCAGGGUGAUGGGUGCAGAUAACGUGAGACAGAUUUUGCUGGGUGAACACAAACUGGUCUCGGUUCAGUGGCCAGCAUCUGUCAGAACUAUACUGGGCUCUGAUACACUAUCCAAUGUUCAUGGCACUCAGCACAAAAACAAGAAAAAGGCGAUCAUGAGAGCUUUUUCAAGAGAUGCUCUUCAGCACUACAUUCCUGUGAUCCAACAGGAGGUGAAGAGCGCUAUUCAAGACUGGUUGCAAAAAGAUGGAUGUGUGCUGGUUUAUCCGGAGAUGAAGCGUCUCAUGUUCCGGAUCGCCAUGAGAAUCCUGCUCGGCUUUGAGCCAGAACAAAUCAAGACGGACGAGGAGGAAUUAGUGGAAGCUUUCGAGGAAAUGAUCAAAAACUUGUUCUCCCUGCCUAUCGAUGUUCCUUUCAGUGGCCUGUACAGGGGUCUGAAAGCACGGAAUUUCAUUCAUUCCAAAAUCGAGGAGAACAUCAGGAAGAAAAUUCAGGAUGACGAUAACGAAAAUGAGCAGACGCACAAAGAUGCUCUUCAGCUGUUAAUUGAGAACAGCAGGAGAAGUGACGAGCCAUUUAGUUUACAGGCAAUGAAAGAGGCAGCAACUGAGCUUCUGUUUGGAGGUCAUGAGACCACGGCCAGUACUGCAACCUCGCUGGUCAUGUUCCUGGGACUGAAUCCAGAUGUGGUGCAGAAGGUCAGAGAGGAGCUUCAGGAGAAGGCCGAAAUGGGACUCUAUUCACCUGGAAAGAGCCUUAGCAUGGAGCUGUUGGAACAGCUGAAGUACACCGGAUGUGUGAUUAAAGAAACUCUCAGAAUCAAUCCACCGGUGCCUGGAGGUUUCAGAGUAGCACUCAAAACCUUUGAACUUAAUGGUUACCAGAUUCCAAAAGGUUGGAAUGUCAUUUACAGCAUUUGCGACACACACGACGUAGCCGAGGUUUUUCCGAACAAAGACGAGUUCCAGCCGGAGAGAUUCAUGAACAAAGGCUUGGAAGACGCUUCCAGGUUUAACUACAUCCCAUUCGGAGGUGGUUCCAGGAUGUGUGUGGGCAAAGAGUUUGCCAAAGUGUUACUCAAGAUCUUUUUAGUCGAGUUAACGCAGCAAUGCAACUGGAUUCUUUCCAACGGACCCCCGACUAUGAAAACUGGCCCGACGGUUUAUCCAGUGGACAAUCUGCCUACUAAGUUCAGUAGUUACGUUAGAAAUUAAUUCAGAAAUUACUCAGACUAUGAGUUUGUACAUAUAUAAAUAUACAUAUAUAUAUUUUAGAUGAGCUGUCAUGUAUUUGACACUUUAUAUUUUGUUUAUAUGAAAGAUGUGUAUAUAGGUUUAUUCAAGAAAACAAAGGCACUAUUUCGUGGAUCACUGUCAAAUUCUAUAACGUUUCUGUGAUGUAUAUUUGUAAUGUCUUAUAACUUUUUCUAUUGUA